UUUGUUAAAACAGCACAGUAAGUAAUGUUACUGGUACAGUACUACGAUCAGAGCUGGAAGGUUCUCCGCAGUCAGACAAAUUCCCUGUGCUGGGACCAAGUCCAGCAUUUCAGUGCUGAUGUGGGGAAAAUAUAGGCUCGACACAGGGCUAGGCGCCAGCGCCAACGCAAGACAAAUACACGGCCGCAACAAACCAGCUGCAACACACAAACACACAGCUAAACAAACCAGCUGCGACACACAAACACACAGCUAAACAAACCAGCUGCGACACACAAACACACGGCUAAACAAACCAGCUGCGACACACAAACACACAGCUAAACAAACCAGCUGCGACACACAAACACACAGGCGAAACAAACCAGCUGCGACACACAAACACACAGGCGAAACAAACCAGCUGCGACACACAAACACACAGGCGAAACAAACCAGCUGCGACACACAAACACACAGGCGAAACAAACCAGCUGCGACACACAAACAGAUGGGCAAAACAAACCAGCUGCGACACAUAAACUGUGCUGUUCAGAAUCAGAUUUUAAACAUUAAACAAGACUAACCGGACAGACAUGCCAGCUACAGGGGGAGACUCGAAGGGGGAGGAUUACUCCACCGCCAUCCUGAAACAGACGAAGCGCCCGAACCGUCUUGUUGUGGAUGAGGCUCUGAAUGAAGACAACAGCAUCAUCUGCCUGUCCCAGAAUAAGAUGGAUGAUUUGCAGCUGUUCCGCGGGGACACGGUGCUCCUGAAAGGAAAGAAGCGGCGCCAAACUGUUUGUAUCGUCCUCACCGACGAGACCUGCGCAGACGAGAGGGUGCGAAUGAACCGCGUCACCCGCAGCAACCUGCGUGUGCGGCUUGGCGAUAUUAUCAGUGUCCAGGCCUGUCCUGAUGUGAAGUAUGGGAAGCGGAUUCACGUGUUGCCCAUCGACGAUACCAUAGAGGGACUGUCUGGGAAUCUUUUUGAAGCAUUCCUGAAGCCCUACUUCCUGGAGGCAUACCGUCCCGUACACAAAGGUGAUAUUUGCCUGAUUCGUGGGGGGCUGAGGGCGGUGGAGUUCAAAGUGGUAGAGACUGACCCCACCCCUUACUGUAUCGUCGCCCCGGAUACCAUCAUCCACUGCGAGGGACAGCCAAUCAAGCGAGAAGAUGAAGAGGAGAGCCUGAAUGAUAUCGGUUACGAUGACAUCGGGGGCUGCAGGAAGCAGCUGGCUCAGAUUAAAGAGAUGGUGGAGCUUCCUCUCCGCCACCCAGCGCUCUUCAAAGCCAUUGGAGUCAAGCCCCCUCGAGGGCUCUUGCUGUACGGCCCACCUGGGACAGGUAAAACCCUUGUGGCUCGAGCUGUAGCCAAUGAGACGGGAGCAUUCUUCUUCCUUAUAAACGGGCCGGAAAUCAUGAGCAAACUUGCAGGGGAGUCGGAGAGCAAUCUAAGAAAGGCAUUUGAGGAAGCAGAGAAAAACGCACCGGCCAUUAUCUUCAUCGACGAGUUAGACGCCAUCGCUCCGAAGAGGGAGAAGACUCACGGAGAGGUGGAACGCAGAAUCGUGUCCCAGCUGCUCACACUGAUGGACGGACUCAAGCAGCGCACUCACGUUGUUGUCAUGGCAGCGACCAACAGGCCUAACAGUGUGGACCCAGCCCUGCGCAGGUUCGGACGGUUUGACCGGGAGAUCGACAUUGGGAUCCCAGAUUCCACUGGCAGGCUGGAGAUCCUGCAGAUACACACCAAGAACAUGAAGCUGUCCGACGAUGUGGACCUGGAGAGGGCUGCCAUGGAGACCCAUGGUCAUGUAGGAGCUGACCUGGCUGCCCUGUGCUCGGAGGCUGCUCUCCAGGCCAUCCGGAAGAAGCUGAUUGUCAUUGACCUGGAGGACGAGACCAUCGACGCAGACGUGCUCAACUCGCUGGCCGUCACCAUGGACGACUUCCAGUGGGCGCUGGGGCAGAGCAAUCCUUCAGCUCUGCGGGAGACGAUGGUGGAGGUACCGCAGGUUAACUGGGAGGAUAUCGGGGGUCUGGACGAGGUGAAGAGAGAGCUACAGGAACUGGUGCAGUACCCUGUGGAGUACCCUGACAAGUUUCUGAAGUUCGGGAUGACCCCCUCUCGUGGGGUGUUGUUCUACGGACCCCCAGGCUGUGGGAAGACCCUCCUGGCCAAAGCCAUCGCCCACGAGUGCCAGGCCAACUUCGUGUCCAUCAAAGGGCCGGAGCUGCUAACCAUGUGGUUCGGGGAGUCUGAGGCCAACGUGCGUGACGUCUUUGACAAGGCCAGACAGGCAGCCCCGUGCAUCCUAUUCUUUGAUGAGUUGGACUCUAUUGCCAAGUCAAGGGGGGGCAGUGCGGGGGACGGGGGAGGGGCUGCGGACCGUGUCAUCAACCAGAUCCUCACGGAGAUGGACGGCAUGACCAACAAGAAGAACGUCUUCAUCAUCGGAGCCACAAACAGGCCAGAUAUCAUUGACCCUGCAAUCCUGCGGCCUGGCAGACUGGACCAGCUCAUCUACAUCCCCCUGCCGGACGAGCGCUCGAGAGUGGCCAUCCUGAGAGCUAACCUGCGCAAGUCGCCCAUCGCCCGGGACGUUGAUCAGAAUUACCUGGCUAAGAUCACAGAGGGCUUCUCCGGGGCGGACCUCACUGAGAUCUGUCAGCGAGCAUGCAAGCUGGCCAUCCGAGAAGCUAUCGAGGUGGAGAUCAGAAUGGAGAGGGAGAGACAGAGCCAUCCAGAGACAGCCAUGGAAGAGGACUCGGACCCAGUCCCUGAGAUCAGGAAGGAUCACUUUGAGGAGGCCAUGAGAUUUGCGCGCCGCUCCGUCAGCGACAAUGACAUCCGCAAGUACGAGAUGUUCUCUCAGACCCUGCAGCAGAGCAGGGGCUUCGGGACCUUCAGAUUCCCCUCUGGGACCCAGUCUGGCAGUGGAGAGAGUUCAGGACAGGGAGACAGUGACCGGGGAAACCUCUACAGAGACGAGGGAGAUGAGGACCUGUACCAGUGAAACAGUAAACACGAGGACAGCACACAGCCUGGGGCUCGCCUGCACACUGCCUGGUAGCAUGACUGGAUACACAGCCUGGGCCCUCAACAAAGUGUCCCCAUGGCGCUUUGCCACCAGUAUAUUGAACCGGGUUUAGGAAAUAAAUAUAAAUCACCUGUGUCAUGCACUUGGCUUUGUAAGUCUCGCCUGAAAGACUUUAAAAAAUGAUCUCUGGUACAGUAUUAGGUUAAAGAAAUGUGUUUGCGAGCCAUGCUUUCAUCUAGUCCUGCACUUUCUAGGUCAGUUCACCUGGUGAGUGCUUCUCCUGGUGAGUGACUUGCUUUGCUUUGUAGCCAGUGAUGUGGCCUCAGAAGACACUGACGACACUUACUGACUACCCCAAAGUAAGGCAUGAGAUUUCUGAAACAGUUUUGAACCUUUUUCUGCAUUGUUAGCUUCAGUUUCAGAAACCAUGUUGUCAAAUCUGAUUUUAUUUAUUAAUUUUUUUAAGUAAUUGUAGCUAAUAAAACAGUUCCAGAAAAUGUGUUUGCCAUGCACAUCCAUUCAUUAUUUAUGUUUAACAUGUAUUUUAAUAGCUGGUACUACACUAGGUUAAAGAAAACUGUUUCCAAGCCAUGCUUUUAGACUGUCUUGUCUUUCCUGAGUCAUUUCACCUGGAAGGUAAAAUUAUCCCCACCCCUUCACUGGCUUCUUUUCUGUCAACAACCAAUCAGCCCCUUCCCCUAUUGACUGACAUACUUUCAGCCAAUAACAAGCUUUGACUCAGUGCAAACAGAUGAGAAUAAGGCAUAGAAAACGAAAGCUUCCUUUAAUCUAAAAUAGUACCAGAUAUUGUGAUUUUAUAUUAAAAUACACAUGGGCUGUAACGUGUUUGUUUUAAAACUGCUCAUCUGAGAUGUAUGUAGUUAAUGGAAGUGCAACACAGGUAAGAUCGAUUGAAUGAAUUUGCUAGCUACAAUUACUCAGUCAGUUUAUAUUUGCCCUCAUCAAUAUUGAACUUGAUUUGCUAUGACUUUCCAACAAGAUCAGAACAGGAACACACUUGUUUAUUUUUAUUUUGUAUUAUUUCUGUGAUGAUUUCACUGAGUUCAAGAGCUGCUCUUCUCUGCUAGUUACCUGCCAUAGACGUAUAACCAGGGCAAGAUCAGCCAGAGUGUCUUUAUGAAAAAGUAAGAGCCAGCGCCAUCUAGCUAGAAGUUAUUACUGGCAAAGCAAACAACAACAAUAGCAAAGCUGUGCCCAGAUGCUGCUGGCUCUGACUUCUUGCCUGUCAAAGGCAACUGGAACUGAACACCUUCAAAGUAACGACGCUUUUUUCUCGUUACAGAGACACAUACGUUUUUUUAGUAUAAUUAACUUGACAAAUACUAGGGUUGAUUUCAUUAAGAUUGUCAUUUAGUUGUAUUUCUUUUGGGUUAAAGAGCAAGUAACAUAAGAAAAAUAAGAACGUUUACAGACGAGAGGAGGCCAUUCGGCCCAUCUUGCUCUCUUGGUUGUUAGUAGCUUAUUGAUCCCAGAAUCUCAUCAAGCAGCUUCUUGAAGGAUCCCAAGGUAUCUGCUUCAACAACAUUACUGGGGAGUUGGUUCCAGACCCUCACAAUUCUGUGUAAAAAAAGUGCCUUCUAUUUUCUGUUCUGAAUGCCUCUUUAUCUAAUCUCCAUUUGUGACCCCUGGUCCUUGUUUCUUUUAUCAGGUCGAAAAAGUCCCCUGGGUCGACAUUGUCAAUACCUUUUAGGAUUUUGAAUGUUUGAAUCAGAUCACCACGUAGUCUUCUUUGUUCAAUUCUUUUAGCCUGUCUGCAUACGACAUGCCUUUUAAACCCGGGAUAAUUCUGGUUGCUCUUCUUUGCACUUUUCCUAGAGCAGCAAUAUCCUCUAGUAGUGCAAAGACAAGGGUAAGGUGGAAUAUACAGUAAUCCGUCGCUUAUACGACUGCAGUGGGAGCAGAGUAAGGGGCGGAUAUGUAAAAAGUCAGAUGAAUGAAUCCUGUUUUAAAUACCAUUAUACACAGCUGUAACAAUUAUUAUAUUCACACAAUUUUUGUUUUAAGAUUCAGCUUUUAUUAGGCAGCUCCCCUAUAUCCCUUGUUUAGAAAGAUACAGGGUAUUAAUGCUUGUGACAGAAUAUCCAUCUGCCGUGUGGGUGCGUGCGUUCGCUGUUGAGUGACAGGCAGGAGAACGAGACGGAGGUUGAAGUUGAUACGCCCCCUGCAGGAGAACAGGAUUUAUUUACAAAUCAACACUGAACAGCUCACAUGACACUACCAGCAAAGGCAGCACACGGAACACAUACAGCACAAUGUACGGAAACUUUGGUGGGAUCUACAAUCUCUGAACUAAUCUUCUCUGUUCUAUAAUAACAGCUUGAUCGUGGCGGAUAUGCGAUGGGCGGAUACACGAUGGAUUACUGUAUAAAGAAACAUUUGAAGCCAGUUGCCCGUGGUUUGAGUUGCCUCUACAGCUUCCCUCGGUAGACUGAGCUGAGGGAGUCUACAAGUUGCUACAAGUUUGCCUCCCUGGAUUUCUUACCCCUCGUGUCAUCUAUAAACCUAACGGUGUCUUGCUUUACUUUAGUACUGGUGGCAACCCAGUCCCCAUUGUGUCUCUGCCCCUCACUCUGGACAGACAAGAUAUUUUACACGUGGAGUGUCUGUGUGUGUGUAUUAAUGUGAGUGUGUUUGAUGUGCGUUUACAGAAUAAAUCAGAGUCCUUGGUUACUUAC
Molecule: messenger RNA, 5719 nt
Organism: Acipenser ruthenus (sterlet)
Lineage: Eukaryota; Metazoa; Chordata; Actinopteri; Acipenseriformes; Acipenseridae
Product: transitional endoplasmic reticulum ATPase-like
Exons: 18
Coding region: 576-2999 (807 amino acids)
Biological process (GO): mitotic spindle disassembly; autophagosome maturation; retrograde protein transport, ER to cytosol
Cellular component (GO): cytosol; nucleus; VCP-NPL4-UFD1 AAA ATPase complex
Molecular function (GO): polyubiquitin modification-dependent protein binding; ATP hydrolysis activity; ATP binding
Source: RefSeq, a predicted model, not a curated record